Blepharisma stoltei is the source of this 1604-nucleotide messenger RNA. Lineage: Eukaryota; Ciliophora; Heterotrichea; Heterotrichida; Blepharismidae. The record is from the annotation of a GenBank genome assembly.
AUGAGUCAUGCCGAAAUCAACUAUGAACCGCAAGCAAUGGACCUUCACAGAGCUUGCAGGAUCGGCGAUCUCCACGCAAUUCAAUUUGCAUAUGAAGCUCAGCCACAAAAAAUCAACGAGAAAGAUGCAGGUGUAAGAAAUAUGCAGUUAGGAUGGGCUCCUUUAUAUAGAAGUGUAAUAUGUGGGCACUACGAAGCCUCUGAAUAUCUAUUAAGCAAGGGUGCAGACCCAAAUAUUUCGAAUAAUCUAGGAGAAACCCCUCUGCAUCAGGCUGCAGAUAACAGCCAAUAUCAAAUGGCAGAAUUAUUGCUUGCAAAUCGAGCCAAUCCCAAUUUUCAGCAAAAUGAUGGUGAUAGUCCGCUUCAUCAUUCUGCGUUCAGAGGAGAUGCGAAAAUGAUCAAGCUCUUGCUUGAAUUCGGAGCAGACCCCAACUUGCCAAAUUAUAUGGUAAUUUCUAUCUAGUUCGGGAGAACUCCGCUUCAUUACGCAGUUGACUGCGGGUAUUUGGAUUGUGUCAAAAUUAUGAUUAUUCAUGGAGCUGACCCUUCUAUUAGGGACAAACAAGGAAAAUCUGCCUACGAUCUUACCAAUGAUGGGAAAAUAUUUGAAAUUUUAAACAGAAAGUCGUGUAAUACAGAUCAAACUGAAGAGCACACUGAAGAACAAAGCGCUGUAUUUUUGAGUCCUAACAGCGUAUUUAUGAGCCCUUCUUCUCAAGGAGCACUUAGUCCAAUUAGUGAAGUCGCUUCUUAUGAUUUUAGCGAUUUUGGAGUCAAUGAUAAAACCAAUACUCAAGGCCAAGUUUUAGACACUUUUGGGAAAGAUAAAGGCCAAGAGACGAAAAAUAACUCUUAUCACGAUACCACUGUCCAGAGCAGUACCAAAAGUCAUAGAGUAAAUAAAGACUAUGAGUUGAAGCCUCUUUUUAACUGGCUGGACAAAUUGGAUCUCUCAGAUUUGUACGAAAUCAUGGUAUCUGCUGGAUACGAUGAUGUACAGUCAAUGUCCGCUCAAAUGCUGACUCCAAUGCCUAUAACUGAGCAGCAUCUCGCUUCAAUUGGAAUUGCGAAGCCAGGCCAUUAUAGGAGGAUUCUAAUGAAGCUCGAAGAGGAAGCAGGCCUCUUUCGCAUUAACCCUUAUAGAAAACCCCAAUCAGCAGAGUGAGCAGGAAAUAAGGGAGUUUUGAAGUGCUGCACAACGCCUGAUGGAGCUACAGCUGGAAUUUAUAGUCCGCCAACAAUAAAAGAAUGGCUUGACACAAUGAGCUUAGGAUUUUUGCUAGAAAAUUUUAUUGACUCUGGCUACGACGACUAUGAAAGCAUGAUGCUGAUGAUGUUCACACAUAGGCAAAUGACACAUGAAAUUCUUGAAAAAGAUCUAAAAAUUAAAACUGCAGCAUAUCGCAAAAAAAUCCUCAAUCGACUCGAGCAGGAUAAAAAGUAUUAUGCCCCGAGAUUUCAAUUGAGCCCUGAAAUAGUAUCCUUUUUGAGAAAGAAUGUGCAUCCUAGCUAUUCCUCUAAAAUUAAUAAAUCAUUCUAUCUUAAGUGGGGAUAUAUUUUGAAGAAUCAAAAGGAGUUGCUUGUGAAAUGUGCCGCUUAAUGUAA